Messenger RNA from Xyrichtys novacula (pearly razorfish), 10418 nucleotides. The record is from the annotation of a GenBank genome assembly. NCBI's taxonomy places the organism in Eukaryota, Metazoa, Chordata, Actinopteri, Labriformes, Labridae.
GGGGUUAGACAUUUAUUUAUAAAAAAACAAAAAACAUUUUUCACUCUUGAAAGUGAAUUUAGUGUGUCAUAAGUUUUGUUAGAAUUGUGUUUUGACCAAAAAAGAUCAUUGGACAUUUCUUUUAUCCAUCAAUUGUGGAAUCUAUGAGCUACAACAUGAGGUCAAAAACCUAACAUAAAAGUCCACCAUUUUAGCUUAGAGGACUAAUAAAGUCAUAAUAGUAGUUCUGGGGUAAGUUAAGAUAGUGGCUCAACUGAGAAAGUAUAGGAGUCUGAUGAGAGGAUCAGAGUUUCAGUUCAGAUUGUUGAAAUGUUUGACUUUUUCUUUUUCAAAAAUACAGCCGUGAAUGCUCUGAAUCACUUAAAGGCAUUCUCCUGUUAAACUGGCUUUUUACAAAAAAGUUUUUUAGAGAUUGUAUGCAAUAAUAAUAAAAAAAGAAUUACUGCACCAGUUUAAUAGUGUAUAAUAGAUAAAAAUACACGAGUGUGAAGAAGUGACUGUCAUACAUGGGGUAAGUUGACCAUAGGAGACCACUUUUUUUUUGGCAUGCGAUAUUAUCAAGACAAUUAUGUUUACACUCAUUCUGUUGGUUUGCAGGGAUGCACAACAUCUUGAAAUAUAUGCAGAUACACUAGUUAGAGACAAAACUGUGAUUGCCUUGAUGUAGUGAUCCGAAAUAUGAAAAAUGGCUCAUCUUACCCCACUCUCCCCUAUCCUUCUAAGGUACCUUGCAUGCUUCUGAGCUGCUUGGCCUCAUUACAACUUACUGUAUUGUAGGAAUGCUUAAAACACAGAAAAGGAAAUUACAUUUUCCAAAACACAUUAAUAUUCCAUCGGCAGAGUAAUCAAUUAUUAUUGCUUACCAGGACAUGGUUAUGAACAUUAUAAAGGAAACUUUGAAUGAUUUCGAAGAGUCUACAAUACACAGGGAUAAUUGAUCUUCUUUUAAAAUACUUUUAAGGUCCUGAAUACAUUUCUAAUGAAAUCUUAUGAACACUUAACCCUUCAAUAAAAUUAAUGAAGGACUAUCUAAGAGGAUGAUGGCCAAUUCCAGCUUUUGCCUCUACUUGACUUUUGAUAGAUGUAUAAAGACAGCCAUUUAAUUGAUUGAGUGAAAGCACAUUAUAAUGUCUAACUUUGGGUGGAUGUUGGUUCAUCUUAUUUUAUUUCUUUUAUAAAAAAAGACUGUUUGUUUCCAUUGUGUCUUACAGGUAUCGUGUCCAGUCUCCCCACUCUCCCCUAUCAUUUUGGCCAUUCUGACUUUCCUGUCUCCUCUACCGCUCUAUCUAAUUGAAAAGCAACUCUAACUUGUGUCCCCCUUUUCUCUAUCCCUCUAGCUAAGUUUGGUUACUCUAACUUUCCUGUCUCCUCUACCGCUCUAUCUAAUUGAAAAGCAACUCUAACUUGUGUCCCCCUUUUCUCUAUCCCUCUAGCUAAGUUUGGUUACUCUAACUUUCCUGUCUCCUCUACCGCUCUGUCUAAUUGAAAAGCCACUCUAUCUUGUGUCCCCCUUUUCUCUAUCCCUCUGGCAAAGUUUGGUUACUCUAACUUUCCUGUCUCCUCUACCGCUCUAUCUGAUUGACAAGCCUUUCAGAAACCAUUGUGACAAGCCUUUCAGAAACCAUUGUGACAAGCCUUUCAGAAACCAUUGUAACAAGCCUUUCAGAAACCAUUGUAACAAGCCUUUCAGAAACCAUUGUAACAAGCCUUUCAGAAACCAUUGUAACAAGCCUUUCAGAAACCUAUUGAAACUGCUUCCAUUCAGAAACCUAUUGAAAUUGCUUCCAUUGAGAAACCUAUUGAAACAGCCACCUUUUGAGAAACCUUUUGAAACAUCAUUUUUGAGAAACCUUUUGAAACAUCAUUUUUGAGAAACCUUUUGAAACAUCAUUUUUGAGAAACCUUUUGAAACAUCAUUUUUGAGAAACCUUUUGAAACAUCAUUUUUGAGAAACAUUUUAAUAAAUCUUUUUGAUAAACCUUUUGCUAAACCAUUUUUGAUAAACCCUUUGCUUAACCCUUUUCGAGAAACAUUUUGAUAGACUAUUUUUGAGAAACCCUCUGAUAAACCUUUUGAAACUCCAUUUUUGAGAGGCCUUUUGAUAAACCAAUUUUGAGAAACCUUUUGAAACACAAUUUUUUAGAAACCUUUUGAAACAAUUUUUGACAAAACUUUUGAUAAACCAUUUUUGAUAAAUCGUUUUUGAGAAACCUUUUACAACACAAUUUUUGAGAAAACCUUUGAUAAACCACUUUUGGGAAACAUUUUGAUAAACCAUUUUUGAAAAUUUGAAACACUUGUACUUCUAAUACAACCACUGUUUUGAAAAAUCCCUAAUUCUGCACAAGUCUGAUUGUUGUUUUAGGUCCUCCUUUCCUGUCUGUGGAUCCUGAGUUUCACCAGAAGUGUUGUCAGCAGCACCACCACAUCUGCAUCCCUGAUUUUAAAAGAACAUAAAAACACGUUUCAUAUAGAGUAUUUGAGUUACAUAUUAUUUCAAGCACAAAGUCUGAAGAUUUAAAAAUUGUUGAUUUGUGUUUUUUCUUAAAACAUUUAUAUAGUCUUGCCUAGGAUUUUCCUAUAAAACAUUUGAUCAAGUAUUGUUGGCAUACACACAGUUAUAAAUUAGAUUUUUUUCGAGACUGUAAAAGCUGUUAAAUAACAAUCUCUCUUUAAGAAAUAAAGCAUUUUGUCUAUACUGGUGCUUAUCGUUAACUUUAAAUUGUUGAAUAAACACAUUGUUGUGAAAGAACAGCUACAAUGCCAAGGAAGAGUAAGAAGUCACAUGUUGCAAGCCAGCGCUGGCAGAGGUUACAUGACAUUGACUGUGUAAGUGUGGGACAAGCAGAUGGUGUUCCUCAGAGCAUAGGAGAGGUGAAGAGGUCUGAAAUAUCUGAUGCUGUGAAACGGGGAGGUCAAAGUGCAUCAUGUCAACCACAGGUAUCUAAUGCAGACAUGCUUAAGAGGAGACGUUUAAGCGAGUCACCUGCAGCAGGUCCGCCUAACUCUGAACAGGUAAACUACAGAGGUGAAACUAGUGAUCCAGGUGAACAACAGGUAACAUAUGCAGACAUGGUAAAGAGAAAACUUCCUCGUGUGUCAUGUACUGCCGGUCCGUCCAACUCUCGUCAGGUAAACUACGUAGCCCAAACCGACAAGCCAUGCUCAACCCAGGUAUGGUAUGCUGACCCUGUUAAGAAGGGAAACCAUAGUAAUUAUCAGUCUGUAUCAGCCUCUUCUCGGGCAAGAAAUGUUAAUGCUGUUAAUCAGUCCGGUGAACAAAACGUCUGUGCGUCACGCAGCCAAGCGUCUCUGAAAUACGGCCGAUCCAGAAACCAGCAGUGCACCUGUAAUUCCCUGACAUUUCUAGCAUUCCUGUAUGAGAAUGAAAACAUCACCAGAGCAGAUCUGGACCGUGUUAUGGAUAAAGGUGAUGUGAUGUAUAGAGAAGUCAGAAAAACUGUUGAUCACGCCCAUCUGACAACCGAUGAGCUCCCUCACCGGGUUCCUGCACGCAGACACACGCAGAAUGUUGACAGGUCACAGCUGUCUAGAUACGGUACGUUUGGAGAUCCGGAUCCCGGAGCUGUUGAUACCUUUCUGGACCUCAAGUCGGGACUGAGCUGCUUAUUAUCAGAUGUGCAGUAUGCUUUGCUGUUGAUGACUUCGCUGUGCAUUGCAGUUUUCAGAACCAGAGAUGGCAGGUACGGUUUCUUCGACCCACAUGCUCGGACAGCUAACGGUUUGCCUCUGCUUCGGGCCACGCCUACUCCUGGUACCGCUGUCACGGUUACAUUCACACGCCUCAGUGACAUGAUUGACAGGCUCAUCAGAUAUCACCGCAUAUUGGGCACAGCAGCGUCCUGUAGCUAUGAGCUCAAGCCAGUUGUGUUCAAUGAUGAGAACCCAAGUGAUGCUAUCUCAGCCACAGAAAGUCCGUCCACAAGUCCCUCUGUCACAACCACUGUGAUAAAUGAUGACACAAGUGCUCCACAGAUGAACACUGUUGUCAGUGAAAACACUGAACAUGACAUGGAAACUGAACCAGAACCACUAAUCGACUUCAGCCAGUGUUCUGUCACAUUAACUGGUCCUGAAUCUCUCGCUCCAGAGAUGAACACUGAUGUAAGUGAUGACUGCCAUGACACAUCACAGAAAAUCUCAACUUUGAUGAAAACACAAACACAUCAACGAGGUCAAAUCAGCAUGAAUUCUGUCACAUUAGAGGAAACUCAAGAGACGCAAUCAAAUUUGAGUCAACCAUUGAAAAAUAUCACUUUGACAAGUGACAAUGUUGUCCAUGACAUUGCCAUUCAACUGUCAAAAAUUAAGAAACAACAAAGGAAAAGAUAUAAGAGGAGACUAACGACAUCACAAAAGACAUCACAAAAGACAUCACAAAAAAAAGAAAAUCAGAAAAGGAAAGAAAGAGAAAGGUAUGCAAAGGAUGAAACAUAUAAAGCGAAGAAAAAGUCUUAUUCAAGUAACAUAUACUCUGUAAAUCCUGAGAUACAGACAAAGAAAAGACGAAAUAUCACAACUAAAUAUAGAGAAAGCACAGACUUCAGACUAAAACAAAAAGAAUAUAUCACACGAAAAUACAGAGAAGAUGUUGCAUUUAAAGGCAGACAAAAAGAAUAUUUCAGGAAAAAAUACAGAGAAAAUGUUGAUUUUAAAGGCAGACGAAAGGAAUAUAUCAGGAAAAAAUACAGAGAAAAUGUUGAUUUUAAAGGCAGACAAAAGGAAUAUAUCAGGAAAAAAUACAGAGAAAAUGUUGAUUUUAAAGGCAGACAAAAAGAAUAUAUCAGGAAAAAAUACUCAGAGGACGUUAAUUUCCGGCAAAGACAGCGAUCUUACAUCAAUCAUCGAUAUGCAAAUGAUGAUAUAUUCUGUCACAGACACAGACUGCUGAUGAGACAAAUGAUGCGAGACAGGUAUAAGAAAAAUCUUGCAUACAGGACUAUGUAUAAAAUGAGAUGUGCAUUGAAAAUAUUAAAGAAAUACAAACAGAUAAGUAAACAAAUAUGUGAGACUGACAGAGAGAGUGAAAACCCUUUGAUUGAGAGUGCCAUAAAUACUUUCAGAUCACACAUUAAAGCUGGUCCUACCUAUGUUUGCACAGUUUGUCACAAAGCCUCAUUUCCAAACCAGGUACAAAAGUGUAAGAGGUCCAACUAUGUGAAAAAUCCAGCUAUGGUUUCAGCUUGUCUCAAAGGUCAGUACGUCCAUGAGUGCAAUGAUGGCUGCAGAAACCAGUGCACUGUCCCUGAUGAGAGAAAGACUGAGUGGAUUUGUCACACCUGCCAUGACCAUCUGAAAAAUGGAUCCAUGCCCAAACUUGCCAUAGCAAACAACUUGGAGCUUGCUGACAUACCACCUGAGCUGUGUGACCUUAACAUACUGGAGAGACAUCUGAUAGCAAAGUGCAUAACGUUCGCAAAAAUCACUCCUCUUCCCAAAGGCAGACAGAGAGCUAUACAUGGUAAUGUUGUAUGUGUUCCCUCUGAAGUCCAGGAGACAAUUCAGGCUCUACCCAGAUUGAGAAAUGAGUCUCAGGUGAUGAGAGUAAAACUGAAGAGACGUCUGAGCUACAGAGGUCACCAUCUGUUUCAGACUGUUACCUGGUCCAAGCUAGUGCAGGCUCUGCAUAAGCUGAAAGAGAUACACCCCCAGUAUGAAGACAUCACUAUUAGAGAUGAGGAGGAGUUAUGUGACCCCACACUUCCUGAUGAUGGUGAUGGUGAUGAGGAUGAGGAUGAUGAUGAUAACACAAUGAAUGAUGACGACUAUGAUGAUGAGGAUUUGAUGGAGAUUGAUAGAAUUGAGGCUGCUGCCAUGUAUGAGGCUGAAACUAAUGUUGAAAAUGAGGAUGAGAGUACAGAGCCGUGUGAUAAAAGUCAGACCCAGGACAAUGAUGAUCAGACACAACAACAGGACGCAGACAUAUCUAAUGGUGGUGUUGUUUUGGAGUCGUGCCUUCAGCCACGUGAUGUUUCUGAGGAUAUAUUGUGUUUCAGUGACUCGACAUACUCAGUAGCUCCAGCAGAGAGAAACAGUCCAGUCAGUUUUUUCAAAACACCCAAACUGGAGGCCAUGGCGUUUCCUGUUCAAUUUCCCACUGGUGAGAAUACACUAGAUGAAAACAGACCAAUGAAACUAUCACCCAGUAGUUAUUUUAAAGCAAGGCUCUUUGGUGUUGAUGAUCGCUUUGCCAGAGAUACCAACUACCUGUUCUUUGCACAGUUUGUGACUGAAAUACACUUGGCUACCUCCAGCAUGUCCAUACAGUUACGCAAAGGCAAACCUUUGACCAGAGACGGACGUAAAAUAACAUCCAGAAUGUUGAGAGACAAAUAUGAAGUGGAGAGACUGGUGAGAAACAGAGACGCUAUCAGAUUUAUGCAGCCGCUCAGAGGAACACCAGCCUACUGGGACAAAACUACAAAAGAUCUGUUUGCUAUGAUCAGACAGUUGGGCAGUCCUACUUUCUUUGUCACAUUUUCUGCAGCAGAAAUGCGUUGGCCUGAGGUGAUUAUUGCAAUAAAAUCACAACAAGGUGAGGAGGUGAAUUUUGAAGAGCUCGACUGGUCCACAAAGUGUGACAUUCUCAGAAGCAAUCCUGUGACAACGAUGCGCAUGUUUGAUAAGCGUGUUGAAGCACUGUACAGAGAUCUGAUCAUGUCUCCUGCACAACCCCUGGGCAAAGUUUUUGACUUCUUUUGGCGUCUCGAGUUUCAGCACAGAGGAAGUCCUCAUAUACAUGGUCUUUUGUGGGUAGAAGGUGCACCUGUGUUUGAGAGAGACUCUGACAAAACUGUGUGUGACUUUGUGUCCAAACACAUCUCUGCUCAGCUCCCUGACCCAAACAAACAGCCUGAACUGUACAAAAAGGUCAAAGAAGUGCAAAUACACAGUAAGAACCACUCAAAGACAUGUUUCAAAAGUGCAAGUUCUGGAUGCCGAUUUGGAUUCCCAAAACCACCCUCCAGACAGACAAUGAUAACAAGACCUGUGGGUGAUGAUGAGGAGUCAGAGAGACUUAAGAGAGCCAAAGAGAAACUUGCACCACUGAAUCAGCUGCUGAAUGAGACACAAACUGAAUCCAUGAGUUUUCAACAGCUCCUGUCUGUCUGUGACUUAACCGCUGAUGAGUAUGAGAAACACAUGAAUGUGAUGAGUCAGUCCAGCAACAUCAUUCUGAAGCGUGAGCCUAAAGACUGCUGGGUAAACACCUACAACCCUCACCUGCUCAAAGCUUGGGAUGCAAACAUUGACGUGCAGUUCAUUCUCAGCUACUACAGUCUGAUCCAUUACAUAUGUACGUACAUGUGUAAAAGUGAGAACUCUGUGAGCCAGUACCUGCAAACACUCAUUCAGAACUCCGACAGAGAAUGUGUCAAUGAAUGUGAUGAAAUGAAAGCGGUCAUGCAGGCGUAUUCCAAAAAGCGAGAAGUAUCAGCACAAGAAGCUGUUGCCCGAGUGACUUCACUGAACAUGAAAAAGAGUUCACGCAGUGUUGUUUUCAUCCCAACUGAUGACAACCCAGUGAAAAUGAGUCUGCCUGUGUCAAGCCUUGACAACACAACACCAGACAGCUUGAAUGUGUGGAUGACAUCCUUAACAGACAAGUACAAAUCCAGACCUGAAUCACCAGAGUUUGAAGAGAUGUGCAUGGCUGAUUUUGCUUCUACCUGCAGACUGGUGUAUGGUAAACAGACCAAGGGCAAGAAAGUGGUACCUUUGCUGAAUGAACUGGGCUUUAUACAGAGACGAGAAAGUGACAACGCUGCUGUCAUCAGGUAUCGCCGCAUAUCGAAAGAGAAAUACCCUGAGCAGUUUUACGGCACAUUGCUUAGACUGUAUCUUCCAUACAGAUCAGACGAUGAGCUGAAAAGACCAUAUUUUCCCACGUAUGAGUCAUUUUAUGAGAGAGGUGUGGUUCAGCUGCCGUAUUCUGACCGACCCCUGAGUGUGAAACUCAUUGUGAAAAGAAACAGAGAGAGAUAUGAAAAAAACAGUGAGGAAAUUGACUCCGCUCUCGAGGACUUUGAACAGAACAGAGGUGUGGUCGAUGAAUGGUGUAAUUUGGCACCUGAAUCUGAACUGGUGAGGUUGGAGUGUAUCGAUGAACUGGAUGCCCGACAGUGUGAAAAUGUCCAAGAGGAUGUACCGGAUUACAGCAGACAAGCAAAUGCUGCUACAGAAGCCAGAGUCAUGAGAGAGCCCCCUACAAUCGAUCCCACACGGUUACGACAAAUGUAUCAGAGUCUGAACCAGAAACAGGCACGUGUGUUCUAUGCAGUGAGAGACUGGUGCAUAAAACGAGUCUGUGGACGACAACCAGAGCAGUUUUUCUACUACAUCAAUGGUGGUGCUGGCACUGGAAAGUCACAUCUCAUUAAAUGCAUUCAUUCAGAAGCAUCAAAGAUUCUGAGAACACUACCUAGACGUGCUGAGGAAGCUGACAUCUCAAACCCGACUGUGCUGUUGACUGCUUUCACUGGAACUGCAGCCUUUAACAUCUCUGGAACAACACUGCACUCUCUCCUCAAGCUGCCCAGAAGUUUGAAACCUCCUUUUCAAGGUCUUGGGAACCAACUUGAUGAAAUCAGGUGUGAGCUUUUAAAUGCUGAAAUCAUCAUCAUUGAUGAAAUCUCCAUGGUGUCGAAGCCUCUGUUUGCCUAUGUGGAUGUGAGACUGAAACAGAUUAAAGGCAGCCACAGACCCUUUGGAGGAAUGUCAGUCAUUGCUGUGGGAGACUUUUACCAGCUACCGCCUGUGCGACAGUCCAAACCACUCUGUGUCUAUGAUCCAAGUGAGCUUGACCUCUGGAGAGACAACUUCCAGGUGAUCACUUUAGAUGAGAUUAUGCGACAGAAGGAUGACAAAACUUUUGCCGAGAUGCUGAACAGACUCUGUGUGAAAACAAGGUCAGAUGAGCUUUCUGAAGCUGACAGAGCUCUGCUGUCACAGCGUGUCACUGAACCACAAUUGUGUCCCUCUGAUGUCCUGCACAUUUUUGCUACAAACAAACAAGUUGCAGCACACAACUCUGCUACACUAUCUCUGCUCCAUUCUGAUAUCACCACCAUUGAUGCAGAUGACUUUAAAAAAGACCCACACACUGGACACAUGAAAAGACAAGGUGCACCAUGUCAUGGAAGCAGAAAUGAUCUACCUGACACACUAGAUGUUGCAGUAGGUGCUAGAGUCAUGCUCAUCAGAAACAUAGAUGUGUCUCAAGGAUUGGUGAACGGAUCAUUUGCGACAGUAGGCCGUCUCAUAAGCUCUGAAAACAAUGGUUCUGCUCUUGUCACUAUGCUUGGUCUCAGGAUGGAUGAUGAAACAGCUGGCAGGAGCUAUCGUACUCGAGGAGACAAUCUUGUGUACAUCGAGAGAUCUGAGGAGGCUCUGCAACAGAAAGGAGUGGUACGCAGACAGUUUCCUGUGAAACUUGCCUUUGCAUGCACGAUACACAAGGUUCAAGGUAUGACCAGAAAAUCUGCUGUUGUCUCUCUGAAGCACAUUUUUGAGCCCGGCAUGGCCUAUGUAGCUAUCAGUCGAGUGACCUCUCUCAGCGGACUGCACAUGCUUGAUUUGGAUGAGAGUAAAAUCCAUGCUAACCCUGCAGUCACUGUAUCUUUGGAGACCAUGACAUUCGCUAACUUUGAUCACCUCAUGCCUUUUCUCCAGAUCCAGCAUUCUCUCAGCAGACAGGACACUGUGAGCAUCAUUCAUCACAACACUGAAGGAUUACCUGCUCAUGUGAAUGACAUCAAAAGCCAUCAUGAACUGUGUCUUGCAGAUGUUUUGUGUCUGACAGAAACUCACCUACAGGGCUCCUUUGUGGCAGACAGUCUCCAGUUUGAGGGUUACACCAUGUUCAAACGCAAUAGACAUUUGUCCUACACUAACUUUCCACAGAUGGCCAGUAAAGGAGGUGGUGGAGUCGCUGUUUAUGUGAAAAACCAUUUGCAGGUUGUGGAGAAACAGUACCUGAAUAAUGUGACUGACCUUGAGUUUGUGGCUUUGAAGGUUGAAUCUCCUGUAAGUGCUCUGAUUGCAGCUGUGUACAGACCUCCAGACUACAGUGUGUCAUCAUUCCUGUCCAAUCUGGGAAACCUUCUGGACUCACUUGAGAUCAUGGACUGUCAUCCUAUAAUUGUCUGUGGUGACUUCAAUGAGAAUCUCUUUUCUAAUGCAAGUAAGCCAAUUCUGGAUUUCUUUCAGUCCAAGGGAUAUGGUCAACUGAUCAAUGCUGGUACAACGGACAAGAACACACUGCUGGACCUGAUCUUCAUCUCACGACCUCAGCUAUGUCUCUCCUCAGGUAUCAUGCAGACCUACUACAGUUACCACAAUGCCACUUACUGUGUUAUUUCAUCCAACAGGUCAUAAAGGAAACUGCUCUGAAGAUA